AUGUCGUCAAAUAAUGGCAAAUCAUUGGAAUUACACGGAACAGUAUCGUCCAGUUUCGCUAAGUUCAAAUGGCCUACUAAGCAGGUAAAUCAGGGAGAUCAAGCUGUCGAGAAACAAAUAAAUUCGCGAAGAGAGAAAAAUAAUACAGAGAAAACAAAAAGUAAAAAGAGAAAGGAUUUGUUAUCAAAUAAUGUGGUAAAUGAUGCAGUUGAGGAACGUUUAGAACCCCCAGGCAAUGACGUAAUCCUUAUCGAAAAUGAUGCAGAUGAUGCAAAUAAUACGUCUCGAGCGGAAACACAAAUCAAUAACACUUUUAACAAUAACAAUGAAUCCCGAGUAACUGCUGGACGCAGUAGCUUUUGGGCACGUCGGAAAGUCUGGACUAUAGAUGAGCUGCUGGCUGAAACAACUGCUAUUGAGCCUACCGCAGCCAGAAAUAUUGUUCAACUGUUCGAAAAAGAAAAUACUAUACCUUUUAUAUGCCGUUAUCGUCGCGACUUGAUAAACCAUUUAGAACCGGAACGAUUAAGAGAAAUCAAAAGUACAUACAUGGAAAUUGUCAAUUUGCGCAAAAAGGCCGAAACAAUUGUUAGUCAGUUGGCAAAAGAAAAUACAAUUAACGAAGAAAUACGCACGGAAAUGUUAUGCGCCAAAACACCUGAAGAAUUAGAGUUCUUGUUUGCUCCUUAUAAACCGGCUAGCAAAGGCUCAUUGGCCGAAAGAGCUAAAGCUUUAGGGUUAGAACAAUUUGCUGAUCGCCUGCUUUACGGUGAUCCCCCAGAAGUCAUUUUGAAACAAUUGGUAAAUUCAAAAAUUCCCGAAAUGGAUGAUGAAGAGAAAGUCUUGACUGGCAUAUGUCAUAUUAUCUCCCAUAAUAUAAGCAAACACACUGGCGUUCUAGAAGAAUUAAGAAAACUACAACAUUGUCACCGUAUUACUUUGAAGUCCAGCAAAACUAAACAAUCAAGUAAAGAGAAGAAUGAUAAAACUACUUCAGCUUCUACGUCCGAUUCUGAUUACCAAAAGGCCGGUCAUAAUAAUAAAAAUGACGAAUCUAAAUACGAACAUUAUUUUGAGUUCCAAGCUGAUGUUCGUCAAUUAAAGCCACAUCAAGUGUUGGCCAUAAAUCGUGCAGAGAAGCUGAAAUUUCUUACGGUUAAGCUGUUAAUAGCAGACUAUUUGAAAAAUGAUAUUAAACGUUACGUGAGAUCAAUAUUCAUGGCAGAUGGCCUGCAAUAUCCAUUGCGCACUCAGGUGUUUGAACGUGCCUUUGAAGAAUGUUAUCAAAAAAAAUUGCAACCAUUACUAUGUCGUCAGAUACGUUCAGAUUUAAACGAAAAGGCGAAAAAAGCUUCCAUUGAUGUUUUCGGUAAAAAUCUGAAACAAUUACUUUUAAUGUCGCCAUUAAAGGGCGAACGUAUUCUGGGUAUUGAUCCGGGUUUUACCAAUGGCUGCAAAUAUGCUUUAAUUUCGGAAACAGCCGAUGUUUUAGAAACUGGGGUUUUAUAUCCACACCGUCGCAAUACAGAUCCCGAAGAAAUUGGCGAACAACUAGCAAAAAUUUUAUUACGGCACAAAUGCAAAUUGAUAGCUUUGGGUAACGGUACAGCUUGUCGUGAAACGGAAUUUUGGCUAUCAAAAUUGUUUGAAAUAGGAAUUUUGGACGACGAAGAAGUACGCUAUAGUAUAGUAUCAGAACAGGGAGCUUCUAUUUAUUCGUGCAGCGAUAUAGCAAGAAAAGAGUUUCCGAGAAUGGAUACGAAUCACAUUAGUGCUGUAUCCAUUGCACGCCGUUUGAAUGAUCCUCUCAGCGAAUAUGUAAAAAUUGAACCACGCCAUAUUGGUGUAGGCAUGUAUCAACACGAUAUCGGCGAGAAACUUUUGAACGAAACGCUAAGUGAAGUGGUCUCGGAAUGCGUUAGUUAUGUAGGCGUGGACAUUAAUACAGCCAGUUUAAGUGUUCUGAAACAUAUUGCUGGCUUAACAGAGAAAAAAGCUGAUAAAAUUAUAGAACAUCGUUUAGAAAAUGGUCCGUUUCGUACCCGUAAAGAUCUUUUAAGUGUUAAAUCGAUUGGUGAAAAAACUUUUGUACAAUGCGCUGGCUUUAUACGCAUUGAUCCGCGCAGCUUAGGUGGUUCUAUAGAUAAUCUUUUGGAUUGCACUUGGGUUCACCCUGAAAGUUACAUUAUAGCAAAAAAAAUCAUUUCAAAGUGUAAAUUGAAUUUGAAAGAUAUUGGAAGCAAAGACUUUAUUAAAAAGAUCACAGAGUUUAUAGACAAAUGCGAUAUCAAUGAGCUAACGGAUACUUUUAAUAUACCAAAAGAAAGGUUGGAAAUAGUUUUUCAAGCCUUGCAGCGGGAAUUAUUUAAAGAUUAUCGUUCGGAAUUCGAUAAGAAACCAUUAUUUAAGCAAGGAUUGACACGCAUAACUGAAUUAUCGGUUGGGGAUGUAGUAACGGGUGCUGUUACUAAUUUAACACAUUUUGGAGCGUUCGUUGAUAUCGGCGUCGAGUGCGACGGUUUAAUACAUGUUAGUAAAAUGAACAAUAUGAAAGUGAAUAUUGGUGAUCGCGUUGUAACUUCUAUAGUACAAGUGGAUAAACAACGUAAACGUAUUGGAUUACGUUUAGAAGAGAUUGUAACGGAAACUGAUACCUCAUUUACAUUAGUUUGAGUCUGAAUUAGAUACUUAAGAGUAUGUAAGUAUUUGAGUAUUUAAUUUUACAUAUAUAAGUGCUGUUGAAUAUUUAAGAAAUCUUAUACGAGUUUCACUUUUCUAAUGUAAAAUGAAAUCUUUAUAUAACUUUAAUUUGGAGCAAAGAUAAAAAGAGAUUUUAUAUUUACUUUCUUAUAACUGCCAAAUUUAUACACACAUUUCUAAUCCUUUUACAAGCUCAAAAAGUUCUAUAUUCUUUUAAUCGGCGAACGAUCCGGGCACAAUUUCUACGAGUCUACCAUUAAUAUUUUUGGAGAUUGGUUCAUUAGCAUAAAAGUUGAGUUAAAAACAAAUAACAAAAUUAUAUUCAGUCCAUUGAUCAAUCGUUUAAUAUUGAUCAAUAAUACAGUAAUCCACUCUAUAACGCGGUAGAUUGGUUCUGCGUAUUCCCAUAUUACACGUUUUUACGAUCUCGUAUAAGUCGUUACGUAUAAAUGAUUCAUCAGAUUUAACUUUUCUCGCUGCAAUGAGUUUAAAUCGAAUAUUAAGAGAAAACUGUGUUAUGAACGAAAUAU
This is a messenger RNA of Glossina fuscipes, 3230 nucleotides long. Its product is annotated as S1 RNA-binding domain-containing protein 1. Gene Ontology annotation, biological process: nucleobase-containing compound metabolic process; translation. Gene Ontology annotation, molecular function: structural constituent of ribosome; mRNA binding. Bases 1 to 2673 code for a protein of 890 amino acids. Lineage: Eukaryota; Metazoa; Arthropoda; Insecta; Diptera; Glossinidae. The record is from RefSeq and is a predicted model, not a curated record. The transcript is spliced from 13 exons.